AUGAGCAAGAAAAUCCACGAUGCUGGUUCUGACUCCGACAUGGAGGACGGUGGCGCUAAGCUGAAUGCACCCACGGUUCGCCUGACUCCCCGAUCAACCGAUGCCAUGGAUGUAGAUGUCCCACCAACUCCUGCCGACAAAAGACAGGCAGCAGCUCUGGCUCGCGCCGAACGAGCUGCGCGUAGAAAGCAAAUCCGUGAGGGGUUAACGCCAGGAGGCUCCCAAAUCUCCUCCUUAGCCAGCACACCAAAUCCCGAGUCCCAACCCGCAUCGCCUGCGCUCAAAGCUCAAGAAAAGAAGACAAGGGGAAAGAAAGCGACAAGAAAGAGCACGGGCAUGGCUGAGAAGAAGGAAGAAAAGCCAGAGGACAAUGCGACGACAGAAACCCCAGGCGAGGCCGCCACAGCAGCAGAGCCCGCAGAGCCCGCAGAGCCAGCAGAGUCCGUAGAGCCCACAGAGCCAGCGACAGCGCCUACUCCUACUCUUGCAACGGAUGCCGAGCCGCUCCCCUUCGUACUCGAUGUGAACCCCACCAAGGGCAAUAUCGCCGACAACACAAGCGCGUCCGUGGCCGGCGACGCCACAUCCAUUGCCCCCAGCUCGAUGUUCGGCGGCGACAGCCAGAUGGGAGGGCCCAACCGCGCGGCUAGGCGGCGGCAGAUGCAGAUUGACAACCAUCGCAAGGUGAUCAAGAAGCAGCUCGGCAUUCCCACCGAUUCGGACGAGCGCGCGGAGGAGGUGGACGUGCUGCUCAAGACCUGGGUCGCCGAGUUUGACGAAAAGAUCGAGGCGCGGGUGGCCAAGAAGCAGGCCAAGAAGAUUGCGUCAAGGGGACAAGCAAGCGGUAAGCUUUACAAAGGACUAAACAACAAGAACGAUGAGAAGCAGAAGCAAAUAAAGAAGCAGAAACAAAAAAAGGCCCUACGAGACCGGCAGGGAGGCAACUAG
Messenger RNA from Colletotrichum godetiae, 948 nucleotides. RefSeq lists its product as uncharacterized. The coding region runs from base 1 to 948 and encodes 315 amino acids. The transcript is spliced from 2 exons. The record is from RefSeq and is a predicted model, not a curated record. NCBI's taxonomy places the organism in Eukaryota, Fungi, Ascomycota, Sordariomycetes, Glomerellales, Glomerellaceae.